Messenger RNA from Ostrinia nubilalis (European corn borer), 3221 nucleotides. Its product is annotated as protein FAM8A1. Lineage: Eukaryota; Metazoa; Arthropoda; Insecta; Lepidoptera; Crambidae. The record is from RefSeq and is a predicted model, not a curated record. The transcript has 4 exons. Bases 105 to 1043 code for a protein of 312 amino acids.
AAACAAAUCUGUCAACAAACUGACGUGUACUUGGAAAUUGAAACAAAUAUUGUGGAAAAAAGCGUUGAUAAAUGGUAUUCGACUUUUAAGAAAAACAUUAAAACAUGCCUGAAACAGACACACCUCUCCGUAACCGGGGAGCAUCCAGAGAUGAAGCUGCAGAGACGAACGGAGAUGGUGAUACUCCGCCCCAAGUGUCUGAACGUGAAGCAUAUUUCCAGGCUUUAAGAUUAUGGAUCCAGCAGGCUCAGUUGCAUCAGAAUAUAUCUACAUGCUUUCCAUAUUAUAUGAUGACAUUCCAAGGAGGUCAGAAUAAUCCGACAAACGUACCUCUGUUGAACAAUAACUAUCAGUUUCAAGGGCAGCAGUUCCCCUUUCAAGUGCCUAAUUUGCCGCGAAAUGUUCCUGCACCUCAAGCCCAAAAUGAACCGGUCACUGCUGCAGAAGUUAUUGCUCGUAAUGGAGGAUUUGAAUAUGUUAUACCUGCUCUUUAUAAGCGGUUUUUGGCUGAAUUUAUAGAUUUCAUGCUGCUAUUUAUCUUAAAGUUGGUGGUCACCUUUGUGGCUGUGGAUAUGUUUGAAUUAAUUGACUUGGAGAAGUUUGAUUUUUACAAGUUUAGUGAACAUUAUGAUGACUAUAAGUUCGCUAUAGAGUUGACAUCAGAGAUCCUAGUUCUUGAAAUCAUAUAUAGGAGUAUGGUUUGCAUAUUUGAGGCGAUAUGCUUGAGUGGAACUGGAAGGUUAGGGCGCACGGGCGGCGCCACUCCGGGCAAAGCUUUGAUGGGUCUGCGCGUGGUCAGUGCCUCAGCAGUCGUACCCGUGGAAAACCGCCCCAAGGAAACCGUGCUCAUAUACCCAGGCCAGACUCUUACAUUUGCUGUGGCACUUGCCAGAUCUCUCAUGAAGAACUUUUUGAUCUCUCUCCUAUUCCCUCUAUGUGUUGUGCUCUUUGUUUUCCGUCACAAUAGAACGGGGUACGAUCUUCUAUGCGGUGUUAUAGUUGUUGAAGAAAAUAUGUUCCCACCUAGAAGGUUUGCUCCUUAAACUAUUUUCCAUUGCUAUGUAGGCUGAAGUAUUUUUAAGCGGACAGAUAUUCAACUCGGUAGAACAUUAAUAAUGCUAUGCCCAACAGAAGUUAUAAAAUAUUAGUAAUUGUAUAUUGACUACAUUUAUAACAGUUUUGUUUUUUAAUGGUUUAUAUUUUGUCUAUAAAGUUUUUUGAUUGAUUAACCAUUUGCUAGAAUUCACGUAAGUAAUUAAUUUUGUACAUUAUUUUAUGAUUUGCAAAAAGUGAAAAAUUAAAUGUUAUUAUACUGACAUGAAAUAAAAAUGAUAUUUGUGAGAUUUAGGAUACAAAUAAACAUUAAGUGCCAUCAUCAUUUUGUUCUGAGCUAUACAUUGUUUAACUAGGUAUGUUGUUUAUCAGAAGUGCAGAAAUAAAAAUCAAGAAAAAUAUAGGUACAUAAUAAUAUGUAUAUGUUGACAUACUAUAUGCAUCUUCCCGAAAGUGGCACGCGUAUAGCACGUCACGAUUUUUUAACACUAGAUAUUAAAUUAAAAUAGCUUUCGUAAAUAUCUUAUAACCUAUACAUCUUAGAUUUAAUCUAAGCUAUACAUAUAAUUAAUUUGUAUUAUGGCUAAUCACUUAUGAGUGAAUCAAAAAUAUUACUCUAGCUAUUCUAGACACUUUGUAAAAUGCAUAAAUUCUAAAUUACAGCACAGCAUGCAAUCAAUAAAUAAACAUAAUUAUUACUAAAGUACAAAAAAUAUGUAUUUAAAUUAUACUUUUUUAACUUUUUGCUCAUAUCAAAUCUAUGCCUUCAUCAAAUCUUUUUUAUUUUAUACUAGUAGACCCAGCGAACUUCAUACUGCCAUUUUUUUCAUUAUAGUAAGUUUUGUUCUUUUAGUUUUCUCGCAGUUUAAACCUUUUACUACGACACACAUUUCAAAAGCAAAUAGCCGUUCCGAGGCGAGACUAAUAGAGUAAGAGCUAGUGAACGCCAGACCUACGUCAUUUUAUAAAAGCUGAAAGUUUGUCAGCGUAUGCUCCCAAUAUAUUGGAUAUCCUAUAGGAUAGAAUGUUGGUAAAUCAUGAAGUUUGGGUCAUCGUGGCUUUGGCAGCUGUCCAAAAAAAACUGUCUGGCAAGGAGUUGGAACUGUCAAAACUGUCUGGCUGAUGAGGAAACUACUUCUAAUUAUUGCCCAAAUAUUAUAUACAAGUUGUUAGGUAAAUGGGUAUAUGAGCCGACACUAGCCCAUGUCAACGUAUGCAUAUAAAUGGUAUGGCGAAGUCAGAAAAUUGAUUUCAUCAUUUUAAUUUUCAUACAAAUCUGAUUUUAUAAAUUUUAUUUUGUAUGAACAUUUAAAAAUUAAAAUGAUGUUAUCAAAUUUCUGACUUCACCAUACCAUUUAUAUGACCAUGUUAACAUGGGCUAGUGUCGGCUCAUAUACCCAUUUACCUAACACUCUGUAUAAAAAUCAGCUGAUUAUUCAAUAGACUGUAAUUCUUCUUACGUUAUACCAAAAAAUCUGAUUUUUAUGCAUAAUAUUUGGACAAUGAUUAGAAGUGGUUUCCACAUCAGCCUGAUAGUUUUGACAGUUCCAACUCCUUGCCAGACAGUUUUUUUUGGAUAGCUGCCAAAGCCAAGAUGACCCAAACUUCAUGAUUUACCAACAUUCUAUCCUAUAUUGGGAGCAUACGCUGACAAACUUUCAGCUUUUAUAAAAUGACGUAGGUCUGGCGUUCACUAGCUCUUAGUCUAUAAUGAACAGCAAUUCAUUUUUAUAUAAUAUACCACUUUACUGUAUUUUAUUUUAUACUUUCUUUUCUUUGCAAGGUAGGUAAAUGAUCAUGUUUUUUUUUUAAAUGUGUGUGUUGAGCAUGAUACAGAAACUAAAUAACUCUGGGAAUUAGCAUUACGGUUAUAAGGUAGAGAGAGUGAGGUGUGAUGAGGUAGAGUGCUUAGAAAUAGCAUCAAGAGGUAUCGAUAUUUACCCCUUUUUCUUUAUAUACAUACCUACAUAUCUUCAUACAAUAGCUGAAAGAAAGUUGAGUUCUUCCGAAGUCAAGCGUAGGUAUUGCAUUAGACAGGCAGUGAAAAACAAAAUUGUUUUUACAGUUAUUUAUUAGAUUCGUCAAAGAAGUUUUUGUUAUUCAAAAGGGGUGACGAAAGAAUUGUGAUAUUGAUACUGACUAUUAAAUGUUUUAUUAUUAUACCUAAA